AUGGACCGAAAAAGCCGUGCGGCUGCUGCAGCGGUUGCUGCGGAGGGGUUGCAGCAGCAGCAGCAGCAGCAGCAGCAGCAGCGCGAGCUCCGCAGGGGCCUUGGGGGCCCCCUCAGUCGCCCCAUCAUGAAUUGGUUUUCUGGCAUUCUCGGCGCUUUGUCCCGUCUAGACUGCGCUGCGCAAUGCACUACAUCAGCAGCAGCAGCAGCAGCAACACCUGCUGCUGCUGCUGCAGCGCGAACAGGCUCUGCACCGCCUCCCAGCCGGCCCCGCUGCACUUGUCGCAGCAGCAGCGCCAGUUUGCCUCAGCAGCAAAAGCAGCAGCAAAGAAGAGACAGAAGGAACUCCUCAGAAGACGCCGGAAUUGGCAGCCCCCGAAGACGCUAUCUGAGGGAAGAAGGAGAUGCAGCAGGCCCCAAGAACCCCCGGCUUAGGCCGGGGGGGCCCCCUGGGGACUGGGGGCCCCCAGCAGCAGCUGGGGGGCCCCACAAGCUGCUGGACUUGGAGGGUCCUGGGGGGCCCCCGGAGGCUUCGGUUUCAGAAAUGCGCUUUUUGGAGAGACAUAAAAAGCCCCAUGAGUAUGCACUGGAGAGGAAGCACGCACAGCACUCAGAAGAGUCUGAGGAGGGAAGCCCCCACCAGUGGAGAGAAGCGCCGCUGCUGCCUCUGGCGGAGGCGGUUCCGUCAUUGAAGAGGGAAGACCUGGAGCAAAUGAGCCCAGCAACUGCGGCCGCCCCCAAAAGCUUUGGGGUGUUGGGGGUUUAUAAGGCGACGGAGCGAGACUACUACAGGCGAUUCUUCAGAGACAGAGACAGAGCUCUGGAUGGUCAGCAGCAGCCUGCUGCUGCUGCUGCUGCUGCUGCUGCUGGGGCGGCUGAUGGUGUUGCUGUUGCUGGGGCAGCUGCUGCUGCGGCGGUUGGUGCUGCUGUUGCUGCUGCUGUUGCUGCUGCUGGGGCAGCUGCUGCUGCGGCUACUGGUGCUGCCGCUGCUACUGCUGCAUCUGGGGCGCGGAAGCUCCAUGAGCUGCAGCAGCUACAGCAACAGCAGCAAAAGCAGCAGCUGCUGCAGCAAGCCACGGCACGCAGAAAGCGGUACAUCCCGCCCAAGGAGUACUGGUACUCCGGGCGCCACGAGCCCCCCACUGCUCUCACGGCUGCAGCGCUGGGGGCGCGAGACCUCAAGUUUGUUCUUAUGCGGGAAGCGCGGCGAAUUCGAAUGGGGGCUCUGAUUGCUCCUGCUGCUCUUGCUGCUGCUGCAGGAGGUCUUGCUGCUCCUGCUGCUCUUGCGGCUGCUGCAAAGGCUGCUAUUGCUGCUGCUGCUGCUGCUGCAGGUGGGGCGUUUGACUUGGACGUGUGGGAAGCUCUUGAGGGCCGAGCUGCUGCCAUUUGCCGCGAAAGCCGAAAUGCCUCUGCGCGGUCACUCCUCAGAAUGCUGCAGGCUUUUGCUGCAGUGCAGCUACCGCUGAAGCAAACUCACAUGGAGGACUUCAUGAGGGCUAUCACAAAGAGGCAGGCAGAAAUGCGCCCCGAGAAUUAUGUUCACCUGUUCCAGGCAAGUACCGCUGGAGCUGCUACUGCUGCUGCUGCUGUGCUGCGGUUUGGGGUUUUGGGUUACCUGCAGGCCCUGGCACGAUUGCGUCUGCGGCACCGCAUUUGCCUCCUCGGGCUGCAGGAGAUGCUGCUUUCUUGGGCUGUUCUGCGGAACAACUUUUUGAUAAAAGCGGCGAACUCUCUGAGCAAACUGGACCUCGCGACCCACGUCUUAGUAACUCCCCUCAGGCUCACGCUAGCCAGCCGCAUUCCCGCGUUCACAGGUUCGUCUUUUGCUGCAGCAACAGCAGCAGCAGCAGCGACUUGUGUAACGCUGACGGCAGUGACGGCAGCAGCAGCAGCAGCAGCGGCGUGCGUGAGUGGCUGUGGUGCCUGCGCAGCAACGAACUGCCGGUCUGUUAAGUGGGUCACGGGGGUCUCAUUGUUUUCUUCUGCAAUGCUGGUGGACUUUUUGAACUGCGCGGCAAAGCAAGAGAAGAAGCAUUUGCUGCAGAGGCACUCCAGGGACCUGCAGCUCAUGGAGCUGUAUCUCAGAAUACAGAAGCCCGAGGUGUACGAGCAGCUUGAUAUCGAAACCCAGUACUUUUUAGAGGUCAUCCGCAACGCCAGCACCGCCACGUUUAGCGACUGCAGCGACACCGAAGAAGAGGCAGAGGGUGUGGACGAUUUUGCAGCAGCUGAGGUGCCCUCUUGGGGUGUAUGUACACCCCGAGACGCGCCGGAUGAAGGGCCCGGCUCUGGCCCCACUCCCCACAAAGCUGCCUUCCGAAGCAAAAUCGAGGCAGAUGCCUUCUUUACCCCUGGGGAGAGGGGCCCUCCCAGCGGCUCGGGGGCCCCCGCAGGGGCCCCUGGCCCCUCGAGCAGUGGCGGCGAAGCAGAGCUGGGCUGCAGCAAAGUUGAGGUUGCUGCUGCGACGGCCGGCGCUGCUGCGGGGCCCCACGAGGGGCCCCCCGCUGCUUUCAGCAGUGCGCUGCAUGCAGACAUUAGUAGGGUUCUGAACUUAAUGGAAGUGAGCCAUUUCAACUCCGCUGUGGCCGGGCCAUUCAAAACAGACUGCUACUUGCCUUCGAAAAGACUUGUGAUUGAAGGAGUGCCUUCUUACCAGCUCUACGCCAACACCCACACGCCCACAGCCACCAGCAAGCUGUAG
This is a messenger RNA of Eimeria necatrix, 2700 nucleotides long. RefSeq lists its product as hypothetical. Bases 1 to 2700 code for a protein of 899 amino acids. The transcript has 15 exons. Lineage: Eukaryota; Apicomplexa; Conoidasida; Eucoccidiorida; Eimeriidae. The record is from RefSeq and is a predicted model, not a curated record.